Molecule: messenger RNA, 1513 nt
Organism: Cicer arietinum (chickpea)
Lineage: Eukaryota; Viridiplantae; Streptophyta; Magnoliopsida; Fabales; Fabaceae
Biological process (GO): CAAX-box protein processing
Cellular component (GO): membrane
Molecular function (GO): metalloendopeptidase activity
Source: RefSeq, a predicted model, not a curated record
GUCGGAGAAGUAACCAAAUAUUUCACUUGCCUUAUCUCCAGUUUGAGAAUAAAAUUGGUUUUCCAGUUUGGAAACUCUCUUCAUUUUUCAUAAUGAUUUCAAACUCAAUGGUAGUUGCUUCUUCUCUUUAUUCACCAUCACUACUACACCGCACCCUCUUCCAUUCCCAUAAACUUUCUUCCUCUUCUAGAACCUUCUCAAACCAAACCUUGCCAUUUCUUUCUCAACAUUACCGUUUUUUGAGUUCUAAAAGGGGUCUUUCCUCUGUUUGCUUCUUCAACGCUGGAGAUAAAUCCAAGGACUCUGGAUUGGAAUGGCCUAUUCUUAGGCGAUGGGAGGUACCUUGGGAAUGGCAAACAGUUUCAUUAACCUUUUUUGCUUGUGGAUUGGGUUUUGUGUUGACAGGUUUGGUUGAGGCAACAUCUCUACCAUAUCUCGGGAUUCAACCUGAUGCACUAAGUUUAGAUGAAAAGGCAGAGUUACUCUUUUUAGAUCAGGGCAUCACAACUGCGGCUGUGCUUGGAAUCAUAUAUGGUGUUGUCAACACUUUCCAGCCACUUCCUGAAGACUUCUUCAAAUAUGAUUUGAGGGAACCUUUUAAUCUUCAAAAGGGUUGGCUUUUGUGGGCAGGAAUUGGGCUUGUUGGUGCCAUAGUUGCCAUUGGAUUGACAGGAGUUGUUGUGUCCUUCUUUAAUGAAGAAACCCCACAAAGAGAGACUGAUGCUCUUGUUCGUUUGCUUCCGUUGAUUGGAUCUUCAAAUGUCAGCACUGCUUGUUUGGUGGGUAUCACAGGUGUUCUAGCUCCACUUCUUGAGGAGACAGUAUUCCGAGGCUUUUUUAUGACUUCCCUGACUAAAUGGGUUCCUACACCAGUUGCAAUCAUCAUUAGUGCUGCUGUGUUUGCCCUUGCCCAUCUCACUCCCGGUGAAUUCCCUCAGUUGUUUGUUCUAGGGAGUGCUCUAGGGAUUUCAUAUGCUCAAACUCACAACCUUCUAACUCCCAUCACUAUUCAUGCAUUCUGGAAUUCAGGAGUUAUAUUACUUCUCACUUUUCUCCAGUCAGAGAAACACAUUCCUGCAAUCAUUAAGUCGAAACCAUUCCAUAAAAGUAAGUCGAAACCAUUGGAUGAAGAUCAAAAGAGUUACAUUUUAAUCUUGGGAAAUCAGAUUCAAGAACUAAACUUGAAAUUAUGAGCCGUCUGAUUUAAUCCAACAGUUCCAACUCCUUGAUUGCGUUUGCAAGGAUAUGAUAUCAAAGAAUUAUUGCAGACAAUUUGAUAGGAAAUUUUUUCUCUCCUUUGUAAAGGUGUGGAACAUAUACCAUACACAAUACAGUUCCAUUCUGUUUAUAUAUUUAUGCUCCCUUUUCCUGUUGUAAAAUUUAGACAGAUUGCUGUUUGUAAGGUGAAGUAGGAAUUGAUUAUUUGGUCAGUGUAGUAAAUAUAUGCAAUGAACUUGAACUUUUGUAGGCUCUGAUUUGUGAUUUCAGAUAUCUAAGAGUCUGUUUGACAUUA